CGCCAUGCCAGACCUACAGAUCAGUCGACAGACUGUAUCUAAAUACAUCUCACAAGUAUUCUCAGUAGCCUCGCUUGGUUGUUUUUACGACUGUGAGGUGGAUCUAGUGUUUCUGCUGUACAGUGUAGCUGAUUCAUUGCUGGACGCCAUCCUCAGACCAAAUGUACCCCAGAUGGUUUGUUUUACCAUGUAUCCAGAGCAAACACAACAAUGUCGACAUAUGGAGAUGCAUGCAGCAAUACAAAGUCAUGUUCAAAGAGAAUCCACGACAUACCUCAUCCUACACAAACUUCUGACAAACACGCCAGCAUUGGUGUUAGGAAUGUUUUGUGGCGCCUGGAGUGAUAAAUAUGGUCGAAAACUUCCCAUGGCUUUGCCGUGUUUUGGAACAACCUUUGCUGUGUUAUUUUACAUGGCUGCAAAUAUGGCCUAUAAAGGAGCAACAAAUCUUUUCCUUUGUGGAUCUUUUGUUCACGGCUGUUUUGGUAAGACCGCCAUGAUCAAUAUGGCAGUAAACAGUUAUAUUGUCGAUGUUACAACAGUUGAAAAACGAACUAAAAAGCUGGGAAUCUUGGCAGCUAUGCAGUUCUUAGGGAUGUUUGUUGGGUCUUUGCUAGGAGGGUUGUUGAUCGAUUUGACAUCUGUUCUGACGUCAUAUUGCAUCGUAUCUGCAAUAAGUGCUGUUGUUGUCACCAUGACUUUGCUUUGCCUCCGAGAAACAAUUAAAGCUGAUGACGACGAAAAUUUAUCUCCAUGCAAGUCUUUCUUUCAAGGCAGCAAUGUACAAGAUUCAUUCAAAGUUCUCACAAAGAACAGAAGCAGAAAUAUACGAACUUGUAUAUUUAGUCUUUUUCUCAUCGUUAUACUUCAUCAAACAUGUAGAACAGGCUUAACUGACGUCACUCUGCUUUAUACGGAAAAGUCUCCACUUAGCUGGCCAACCUCGUGGUUCGGUUAUCUUUCAGCAGCUGAAAAUGCUGCAAUGGGCAUAAUUUUGUUGGUACUGCUUCCAGUUUUCUCUAGUGUUGCAAAACUGAACGAUGCAACAAUUAGUAUGAUUGGAUUAUCUUGCGCAUGUGUACGAUUUGUGAUUAUGACUUGGAGCAAAAAGACUUGGAUGGUAUGGUUAUCGAUGGUCAUUGGAAGUAUCGGGGGCGUCAUUAACUCGCCAGUUCGCUCUCUUUUGAGCAAAAUGGUCCACGAAGAUGAGGUUGGGAAAAUGUUUUCCUUACUUGGAAGCGGGGAGACAGUUGCUAAAUUCUGUGCUGUAUUUUUUACUUAUCUAUAUGGUCACAGUCUAGAUAUUUUUCCUGGGUUGCCUUUUAUAUUAGCAGCCGUUUUAUACAUUUUUAUGAUAAUCAUAAUGUUUAUAGUGCAUAUCAAUUCAAGAAAAUCGACUGAUGACACUCCUGAUUUACCCCAGGAACAAUCAAAUUUAGAGUUGAAUCGCAUCAACUAUACGGCGGCUGAGAAUACCCCGUGUAAGAAUCGGGGCUGA
Molecule: messenger RNA, 1498 nt
Organism: Saccostrea cuccullata (small rock oyster)
Lineage: Eukaryota; Metazoa; Mollusca; Bivalvia; Ostreida; Ostreidae
Product: proton-coupled folate transporter-like
Exons: 1
Coding region: 5-1498 (497 amino acids)
Biological process (GO): transmembrane transport
Cellular component (GO): membrane
Molecular function (GO): transmembrane transporter activity
Source: RefSeq, a predicted model, not a curated record